Molecule: messenger RNA, 2311 nt
Organism: Pseudophryne corroboree (corroboree frog)
Lineage: Eukaryota; Metazoa; Chordata; Amphibia; Anura; Myobatrachidae
Gene: COASY
Product: Coenzyme A synthase
Exons: 10
Coding region: 198-1871 (557 amino acids)
Biological process (GO): coenzyme A biosynthetic process
Molecular function (GO): dephospho-CoA kinase activity; ATP binding; pantetheine-phosphate adenylyltransferase activity
Source: RefSeq, a predicted model, not a curated record
ACGUUCACCAUUCUGUCCGCUUUUCAUAAAGUUGUUGUUGAAUAAAAAAAAACCGGCAAGUAGAGCUGUCAGAGAGAUCUGCAGACUCGAUCUCAGCAGGGAAUCCGGAGGUGAUCCUGCAGGAGGAGGGGGCACCGGGCGGCCUGGCUUACCUGGGGCAUCUUAAAGGGGGCUUCCAUUUGCUGUGAGCUUCAGCAAUGUCUGUCUUUCGCUCGGGUGUACUGGUGUUAACCUCUCCACUCUCUGCGUUGUCUAUGAGGCUCGCACCCAUUUUAGCCUGUGCAUCAAAGAUUGUCCAAGAAACCCUAUAUGUCCAUCUCCAACCAGGGCUUCUCCUAACGGGUUCAUCUCAGCCAAGUUCCACCUACAUUCCCGCCACCCAGGAAAUCUGCAACCUCAUCUCCAAACUGUAUUCAGAUGCAGAUGUUCAUAGCAAUCUGGAUGUACGUGUGCUCUUAACCAAUAUUAAAAACCAAAGCAACAACCAGCAGACUCUUUCCCUUGUUCAGAACCUGUCUCACCCCCCAGAAGUCGUUCUCACAGACUUUCAGACCAGUGAUGGUGGGCAGUAUAACCCUGUCAAGCAGCAGCUGGAGCGUUAUGCUACAAACUGUUAUAGUUGUCAACCAAACCUAAUAUCUGUAUUACUGUACCCAGAAUAUGGUCUGACAGACGAAGUUAUUAAUCAUAAAGAACCGGAUGGUGGAGGAAAAGUACUGCAGAGUCACAGUGAUGUUGUGGUCGGAGGAACCUUUGAUAGGUUACACAAUGCUCACAAAAUCUUACUGAGUGUCUGUUGUUUGUUGUCUGAAAGGCGUCUUCUUAUCGGUGUUGCUGACAAAGAACUGCUGGACAAUAAGGUCUUAAAGGAACUGAUUGAACCCUAUGAGAAAAGAGUAGAAAUAUUGUCCCUGUUCCUGGUUGAUGUGAAGCCAUCCCUGCUAUAUCACAUAGUGCCUAUAUCUGAUCCUUAUGGUCCUUCGAUAACUGACCAAGAGCUAAAAUGCAUCGUGGUCAGUGAAGAAACCCACAAGGGUGGACUGUCCGUGAACAGGAAACGACAAGAAAAUGGCCUUGAUGAUCUGGCCAUUCAAGAAAUCAAGCUUGUUACAGAUCCUCUACAUUCUGAAAAUGAAGAGGAGAAAAUCAGUUCUUCCAGCUUCAGGAAGAGAUUGUUGGGGACUCUGCUGAAGCUACCAGCUGAGAACCCCAACAUCCCUGCCCGACCCUACGUCAUUGGUCUGACAGGAGGCAGUGGCAGUGGGAAGACCUCUAUUGCAAAGAGACUGGAAGCAUUGGGAGCGGCUGUGAUCGACUGUGAUCGGUUAGGACACCAGAGUUACAAACCUGGAGGAGCAGCCUAUCAGCAAGUUAUAAAUGAGUUUGGUUCAGAUAUUCUCUGUGCAGAUGGGACGAUAGACAGAAAGACGAUGGGAAGCAAAGUGUUUGCCAAUAAGGACCACUUAAAGCGCCUGACAAAUAUUGUGUGGCCAGCGAUAGCUGCACUUGCUAAAGAGGCUGUGGCAGUCGCUGCAUCCAAAGGCAUAUCCGUAUGUGUGAUGGAUGCUGCUGUACUUUUAGAAGCUGGAUGGACAGAAAUGGUUCAUGAGGUUUGGACAGCGAUCAUACCAGAAAAAGAGGCUGUUCUGCGUAUAAUGAAUAGGGAUGGUGUCAGCGAGGAAUCGGCUAAGAACAGAUUGGCCAGCCAGAUGUCUAACAGUGAACGGGUAGAAUUAUCCAAUGUGGUCUUAUGCACUCUAUGGGAGCCAGAGAUCACACAGAAACAGGUUCAGAAAGCCUGGUAUCUACUCCAACAGCGUAUCAAUCGGAACAUUUCCGGUGACAAACCUGUUUUAAAAUCGAGAUUUUAAAUUUGUAAUCCACCAAGCUAAAUAAUUUACAUAUGAGAUUAACUGUGAAGACUUCACUGUGGCUGGAACAUGGAAGAUGCCAGGAGUGCAGGAAAACGCAUGCCUUAUUUAAGAAGAGUGAACAUUUUAACCCUUCACAAUUUUUGUCUGUGUGGUUAUUUUAGAUCUGUGUUGUGUGUCUAAACGGUUUACAAUUUGUGCUGCGUACCACUGAUCCCUCUUUAAGUACUUUUCAUUGUUCUGCAUCUCUCUAACAUUUAUUACAUUUAAGAAUCUAAUUUCAUUUCCAUUCCUCAAUGGCUCAGCAAAAGAUUAAAACAAAUUGUAUGAUUGUAGAAGAACUGAAUCAUCGCUAUAGUCUAUAUUUCUUCAUAGGUUUUAUAAAGCUCCAUUGUUAUGGGCUAGAGUGUAAUAUGAGAAAAUAAAUUGUGAAAUUGUAA